UUAGAUAACGCGCAGGAGCAACCCAGUGUGUUGAGUGGCUGCAUUUGCUUCCCUUCAGCCUGGGAAUGUACACACAUUUGCCGGUGCUUUUCUGUGCGGUUUGAACGGAGGGCAAAACAGGACAGGGCAAAGCGUGACCCUUGGACUGCGGGCACUGUUCAUUCAGACCUCAGCCAUGGGUGAGGGAAGGGGUUGAGCCUACAGUCACUUCAACCCGCACACGGACAUUCCGGGGGAUAAACCCAACCUAGUGGCUGUCAAAUACACGGCAGUGCACAAUGGACACGCUACAUCGGUCUGAAAAAUUGCUGCAGCGUGUUAAGCGUAGAUUAGAUUCAGGGGCGAGCCGGAGCGAAAGUCUUUGCAUAAGCAGGUCGAACAUGAUGCUACUCACUCAAGGACGAGCCCGGGUGCAGUGGAGUGAUGUGAUUUUUUUGUUUUUUCCUAAAUAAAAUACACGUUCGUAGCAGCUCUUGGGACUCUCUCGCUCGUCCACUUGCAAACUGACACAAGGCUCGCUCUGAACAUUGUCAACGACGCGUUGCCAAAGACUAACUGAGUGGAGCGGCGAGGGGUGCAUUUUGUACGUGUGUGUGUGUGCGUUCUGUAACGCUGCUGUUCCUCAACCCUUCCAGCUGGCUUUGGAAAAGGAGCGACGCCGAGGUGACUGGGGGCGCAGGGUAACCUUUCGGUCACACUCAGAAGGACCCGCGGUGCUACCUUCAUUUCCGAGCCGCGGGCGGAGACCAUGAACGGCUUGGCUCCAAAGCUGCCUUCGGAGUGUGUACACAGACUGGAUGUCGCCUGUUGCAGCGAUCGCUUGAAAGCGUGAUCCUUCGUCUUCAUUUAAAAUUACCGCUUGGGAAGAGCCCCACCCCCCUCCUUCCCCUUCUCCCACCCAACCCCCAACCUUUUUUUGGCUUUGCUAAGUUUGUGUUUUCACUCCGUGAUCGCCCAACACACGUUUGCAGCCGGCAGUUGCAUGUCGCGGCCAUUGCGACUUUGAGGCAGGUUCUGGCCUCAGGAUAAACAAAAACAGUCAAGUUGUCUUAAAGACAACAGACGGACAGCUCUCCCCCUCCAUCACCAGCACCCCCUUCUGUGCUAUUUCCAUAACCCCGCGGUUUCCUAGUUUGUGCGUCGACAGAGACAGAGAGAGAGAGAAAGGUUCGACUUGCCUCAUGUCCCGAGGAACAAGUCGCCAAAAGGACAACUUCACUGUGAAGAGACUCAAAAGUAUUUCUGGAAGAUUCUAACACCCCGUGGACACACACACACACAAAAGUUUGCGGGACCAGUUGAAAUUGGGAGCUGUUUUACCGUACGGUCGUUCCACUGCAGUUUAAUGAGUUGCGACUGUAUUUUAAUCGUUCAGGCGGGAUGAUGAACGCUGAACUGUCAUUGACUCUCUGUCCCUGGAUUCUGAAGCGCUACUUCCUCGCUUCCCUGAUCUUUUUCUUUCAGCUUUCUCAGGGCCAACUCCAGAAAUCAGGCGGGAGAUCGGUUUUCGAGACGGGGACUGACGACUGCCAUGAGAUCUGUUCGUGUCGACUACCCCCGUUACCCCCUCCACCGCCACCCCCUCCACCACCCAGGCAAUUCGUGUUUCCAACUGUAAAACCCACAGAUUAUCCUCCAUUAAAACCCUGGUGGACGGACAUCGUCAUUUUAAUUGCAGUGAGUUGCGCCAUUCUUGCUUUCCUGGUGAUAGCAGUCAUUAUCUGCUACAAAGCAAUAAAAAGGGUUGGACAGCUUGACGAGAAUGAACUACACCUUCAAUGAUAUGAAGCUUGACAGAAUGUCUGACUUAUGAACUAAAAUAUAAUUAUUCUGCACUGCCUAUGUCAUGGAUCCAAGUUUAUCUGGGUCUGUGAAUCAAGAUAUGACUUUACUAAUUUCAAGGGCGAUUGAAUGUUGUUUGAUCAUGAAAAUGUCAGAAAUGAAAACAACCAAACUCCAGAGAUAACAAAACUACAAAGAUUUCAUAAAAAUACCAUACCCUUCAAUAUUAAGGUCAAGAUUAUGAACAUUCUUAAUGAUAAGUAAUUAACUGGAAUCAUAUCAAGCCAUCUCAUACAAUUUAAAUAAAAACUAACUAGGAACCAAAAGUAGGAGGGAAUUAAUUUCAUUAUAACAAUAAAAACUGCACGGACAAUGCAUUCUGGGGUGUAAGAUGAAUUAUUUCUUAUAUAAUAUUUGAAAUGCUCAAACCCAUGAGUCACUACAAAAAUAAGUAUCUGUUUAUAUAAAGCUAGUGUUAAUUUUUUAGAAUACAACCAUUAUUGGCAGUGAUAUUUCCAUAAUUUGCAUGUUGAGCAUGAUACGAAUCUUACACCUUGAACUAAGUGAACCAAACACACAGGGUUGGGUUUUCAUGGGGGAGCUUGGAAGUUCCAGUCAUGAAACAUUCUGAUCUAGCAGGCACAUCUCAUUAAAGGGCCUACUCCCCUACUGCCCUUUCAUUGCCAGGCACAGGAUAGAAUCAGGCCUUUUGCCUCUAAAUGCAGUAGGAGGCAGACGAGUAUAUUGCCAGCAAGAGCCAAGGUGUGCUGAUUACUACGUUCACCUCAGUCCUCUGGGACUUUUGUCCAGUUGUAUUAAAGGCUUUUAGGUUUCUCACCCUCACCAUCCCCAUGACCUUACAUGAAAUUUAAGAAAAAUUAGCGCUCUCAUUCAAACAUGCUUGAUACUGAAGAAAAAUCUGAUACAUGAAACCCAUUUAAAAAAAUCAAAUGCCAUCCAGUAAUUAAUAUGUUCUAAAAACAAAUAAGCAUCUAUUUCACUAACUACAUUAAAGGCAAAUUAAUCCUUCAAUAACAUCAAAAUACCUAUAUAGUCCCCUGCUGAGCUGAGAAGUUUUAGACCUUUUGACACUCAGCUAAGUAUUGAUCAACUCAUCACAACAAUAUACCUUGGAACAUCUAAAUAAUGGAGUGUACUGAAAUGCCAAAACAGGGGGCUGCAGCAUUGACCUUCAGAGAAUGCAAGCUAACCAUGUGUUUUUUUAAACUGUAAUUGAAAGCUGCAUGCUGUUCUUUUUUCCAAAUUUAAAGGGCUAGAAAUUUAAAUCACCUCAGCUCAGGACACUAAAUGGGCUUUAAAUCUGUCCUUCACUAGCAUUUAAAUCCCCUUCAUAAAAGCACAGAUCCCAACUACUGGACAUUGGAACAAUGGAAUUUAGGUGUAUGUGUACUUAGCAAUCAAAUCAACUGGUCCUGCUGAGUUCAUGCUUUCCCACCUGUAAGUCCACAACUCUUGCCACCAUCACUCUGCUGGCAAAUGAGGUACGCCAGAACUGCAGGCUGAACUUUUACAUCUAGGUUCCUCCAGCUACUUUUAAAGAUCAUCCCAUCUGGGCUAUGUAUGUUUUAAUUCAAAUGAUUUAGAAGUGUUUCAUACAAUAAUGGAUUUAAGACGUUUUGUUUUCGUUUUCAAAACAAGCAUAACUCAAAUAUAAAUUUCCCACAACUGACUACUAAAAUUAAUUCAUAUCCUAAAAUUCUGUGAUGUAGAGCAAAUGUUUAUUAAAAGGAGAAUGAGUGCCAUCUAGUUAGCACAGGCAUCUAAGUCUUAUGUAAAAACAUGAACUCUCACAUCAGACAUAAUAAAAAUGUAAUUACCUUCACGAAGAUGGUUGAGUUGCAUUCCUGCAGAGCCUCCAUCAGGCUGAUAACAUGGAGGCAAACCAUUUCUACCAUCUGCAGCACAGGAAAGGAAUUUUCACUUGAGAAAAGGUUAAAACAAAAGCCAGUAGGUUCAGCCAGCCCCACACUUUGUUAUCUUGGUUUGAAAAAACCAUUGGUUUUGAGAGUAUUAUUCAAUAUGUGUGCACAAAUGCAAAAUGCUGGAAAUCUGGAGUAAAACUGAAAAUGCCAUUAAUAUUCAGCAGAUCCGGCAGUAUUCAUGGAGAGAAAAGGAGCGAACAUUUUGGGUCAUUAGCCUUUCUUGAAAGGCCUUAAGCAUGAACAUUGCUUCUUUCUUGAGGCACACCACCUGACCUGAUAAGUGCUUCCAGCAUUUUGUUUUUAUUCAACACACUGGACUCGAUUUAGAUGAUCAACUUAAGGAUAUGUCUAUAAUCAACCACAGAAUUUGUUACACAAUCAAUGUGCCCACGUCAGCUUAUGUUUCACUUUUCUCCUUUACCCUGUAGACCUGAAAAUAUUUUCUCUAUGGGUAAUUAUUUGCAAGAGUCAAUUGAAUCUGCUCUACCACACUCUUAGAAUUGCAGCAGUGCAAGAAGCUGGGUUGCCAACAGUUUAGAGCAUUGAACACAGAACUAGCCCUUUGGCCCAUGAUGUUGUGCCGAACGUGACACCAAAUUAAACUAAUUCCUUCUCAACUGCAGUUACGGAAAGAGUUUAAAAAACAGAUCAAACCAUUUACUGAAUUAAAAAAAGAUUUUUUUUAUCACCUUUGGUUCAUUUCCUUUAAAUUUGGUUUUCAAAUAGUGACUAAAGGCAUAAUUCUCUCUGGCCAGACAACUCAUGAUUUUGGUAUCUCCACAGCACCUCAUGGUGGCUCAGCAGUUAGCACUGCAGCCUCACAGCACCAGGGAUCUGGGUUCGAUUCCAGCCUCGGACGACUGUCUGUGUGGAGUUUGCACAUUCUCCCCGUGUCUGCGUGGGUUUCCUCCGGGUGCUCCGGUUUCCUCCCACAGUCCAAAGAUGUGCAGGCUAGGUGGAUUGGCCAUGUUAAAAUACCCGUAGUGUUCAGGGGUGUGUGGGUUAUAGGGGAAUGGGUCUGGGUGGGAUGCUCCAAUGGUCGGUGUGGACUUGUUGGGAUGAAGGGCCUGUUUCCACACUGUAGGGAAUCUAAUCUAAUCUAAAAUCUCCUCUCAACAUUCUCUUCUUUAAAUAAAACAGUCCAAGCUUCCCUAAUUUACCCAAGUAACUCAGUCUCUUAUCCCUUGUACCAUAUCCUUGAGCCUUUCUGUACAUUCCCUAAUGUUUCCCACCCUUUCUAAACUGUGGUGCAUAGAACACAGUACUCCAAAUGAGGCUGAACCAAUGUCUUAUAAAGGUCAACUAUAACUCCCAUGUCUUUGCAUUCUUUUAGCCAAAGUAAAGAACAACGGGUACAAAUAUUCUGCUUGUUACUCACCAUUUUGUUGUGUACCAUCAGCUGUAAAAUGCUAGGUGUCACCCGACUCCAGAAUUCAAGGGCAGUCAAAGUGGCUGUGCAGACAAACUCAUUCAGGCUCUGUAGGGUUGGGGCAGAAGCAGCUUGUUCACAGUAUACUGUCCAAAGCUGUGCAAAUAUGAAUGCAUGGAAUAGGGAGCACAUGUGCAAUACAGAUGUCUAUAAAUAA
Stegostoma tigrinum is the source of this 5311-nucleotide messenger RNA. It is a transcript of the gene prima1, whose product is annotated as proline rich membrane anchor 1. Lineage: Eukaryota; Metazoa; Chordata; Chondrichthyes; Orectolobiformes; Stegostomatidae. The record is from RefSeq and is a predicted model, not a curated record. The transcript is spliced from 4 exons. The coding region runs from base 1381 to 1782 and encodes 133 amino acids.